CCGUUAACGGUCGGCUCCGCCGUGGGAGCGGCCGCGCACAGCCGGCUGCCGUCCGUGAGAGCCCGCCGAGCGCCCGCUGCCCUCGUGUGCCCCGAGCAGCUGCCGAGUGGGAUUGGCAAUGUCAAGUCUCAGUCAUCAGUACGGUGCCCUGGAAAGGCUUUGUGCAAAAGCCCUGAGGGCUGAGAGGCAGCUGACAGCCAUUAUCCAAGGCCAAGAGCACCUGGGGACACCACGAUGGUUCUGACCCAUUUGGGCAUCUCAUCUCAAGGAACUGAGCAUUCUGCUCUGCCAUGAUUUCAUCUCGGUCAGUGGCCCUAUGGGCCCUGGGAGCAGUGAAGCACAGCUGCUGGAGCUGGAGAUCACCCCCAGCAAAACCAGAACAUUGCACCAAAGUGAAAUCUGUGUCCAUGCACUCCAGCCCAGCCAUGGCCAGAGAUUCUAGGAUCUUCAUGAACCAGGACAUGGACAUCGGAGUUGCAUCCAGAGAGCCUAAGAAGAUUCCCAAGCAGGCUCGGGAUGACGUCCCCAUCGCCACUGACAGAACCCGGCUCAUAACAGCAGAAGGUAAGAAGCCACGGCAGCGAUACAUGGAGAAAAGUGGCAAGUGCAAUGUGCACCAUGGGAACGUCCAAGAAACCUACCGAUACCUGAGCGACCUCUUCACUACUCUGGUGGACCUCAAAUGGCGUUUUAAUCUUCUGGUCUUCACUAUGGUCUAUACCAUCACUUGGUUGUUUUUUGGGUUCAUAUGGUGGCUCAUUGCCUAUAUCCGGGGAGACCUGGACCAUCUUGAAGAUGAAAACUGGAUCCCUUGUGUUGAAAAUCUCAGUGGAUUUGUUUCUGCGUUUCUCUUUUCUAUUGAAACUGAGACAACAAUUGGGUAUGGCUACAGGGUUAUAACGGAGAAGUGCCCGGAGGGCAUUGUGCUGCUCCUGAUCCAGGCUAUUCUGGGUUCCAUAGUCAACGCGUUCAUGGUGGGAUGCAUGUUUGUCAAGAUCAGCCAACCAAAGAAGAGAGCUGAAACCCUCAUGUUUUCUAACAAUGCAGUGAUUUCCAUGAGGGAUGAGAAGCUCUGUCUCAUGUUCCGUGUUGGAGACCUCCGCAAUUCCCACAUUGUCGAGGCUUCCAUCAGAGCCAAACUGAUUAAGUCCAAACAGACCAAAGAGGGAGAGUUCAUCCCCUUGAACCAAACAGAUAUCAAUGUGGGAUUUGACACUGGAGAUGACAGAUUGUUCCUGGUGUCACCUCUUAUCAUCUCACAUGAAAUCAAUGAGAAAAGCCCCUUCUGGGAGAUGUCCCGCACCCAGCUGGAGAAGGAAGAGUUUGAGAUUGUGGUCAUUCUGGAAGGGAUGGUGGAAGCAACAGGGAUGACUUGCCAAGCUCGCAGCUCCUACAUGGACACAGAGGUGCUGUGGGGACAUCGCUUCACUCCUGUCCUCACCCUGGAGAAGGACUUUUACGAAGUUGAUUACAACAGCUUCCACAGCACUUACGAAACCAACACUCCUGUGUGCUGUGCCAAAGAGCUGGCCCAGUCCCGCCGGGAAGGCCAACUCCUCAGCAGCAUCUCUAGUGCCACUGUCCUGGGUGGAGGCAGAGAAGCAGAGACGGCGAAAGGGGAGGAAGAGGAAGAGGAAGAAGACAGGGAGCCAGCAGCAUUCAGUGGAGCCAAUGGGACAGCGGGAGAGGUGAAAGAAGAUCUGCCUGUAUAACACGUGAGCUGCUGGGCAGUCAAAACCCACACACACAGCAAGUGAGGAAUUGACUGGGAGUCAGAGAGCUGAGGUUUAUAUCCAGAUCUCUGUUCCUGCUGCUUGAUCCUGGCGAGUCACUGCACAGCACCGUGCCUCAGUUUCCCUCCCCUUUUAACUGUACGGCGAGGUCCUGAGCUUUGCUCUCAUUUGCAAAGCAUUUGGAUCUCUGUGGACAAGGCUCACUAAAUACAAUCACGGUUAAAAUUGAAAUCCCCACCAGUAGUUGUUUCAAAAGAUGUUCAUUGGACAUUCAAAAUGUAUUUCCCCUUGCAAGGGUAUUUACAAAGGUAAAGAUCUAGAAGCUCCCAUCUCAGUAUGAAGAAUGUGUUUUCAUGCCUUCACUUAACUUGUGAGUGGAUGUGUUGUAGAUAUUGUUACUGCUUAAUUAAAAGAAGACCAAAAAACCUCUCCUGUACAUCGUGGAGUUUUUGUUUUGUGAUUUUUGCAAAUAGAGCUUAGUUGGUGUUCUGCUCCAAGACCACAGAGAUCGUUGUUUAUUUCUUACGAAACAGGACAGUUUUCCCUGCAGAUCUUAGCGGGUUUAUCCAAU
Lagopus muta (rock ptarmigan) is the source of this 2304-nucleotide messenger RNA. RefSeq names its product potassium inwardly rectifying channel subfamily J member 5 (gene KCNJ5). The transcript is spliced from 5 exons. Gene Ontology annotation, biological process: potassium ion import across plasma membrane; regulation of monoatomic ion transmembrane transport. The record is from RefSeq and is a predicted model, not a curated record. Gene Ontology annotation, molecular function: G-protein activated inward rectifier potassium channel activity. Lineage: Eukaryota; Metazoa; Chordata; Aves; Galliformes; Phasianidae. Bases 291 to 1712 code for a protein of 473 amino acids. Gene Ontology annotation, cellular component: plasma membrane.